AUGAAAAAAAUUUUAAAACAAUUAUAUAUUUUUGGUUAAAAAAAUAUAAUGAGUGAAGAAGAGUAAUAAUAAUAAUAAUCUGGAAGUGGAAGAAAGGAAGAAACAGCAACAAAACACAGAAGAAAGAAAGAGGAGAUAGAGAAGGAUUUCAUAUGUGGAGAUCCGAAUUGUGGAAGAAAGUAUGGAACAAAUGCUGCAUUAUAUACUCAUAUAAAAAAUAAACAUAAUGGUGUACCACCUGUAAUGGAUUUAGAUUUUAUUUAGAUAGAAUGGGACAGUAAAACCUUCAACUUCAAAAAAGACAAAGGAAUAAACUCCAAUAAUAGAGUAAGUGGAUGAUGAAUUAAGUAAAUCAGUAGCUACAAUGAAUGAUCCUGAUUUUAUGAAGUUCACAAUAAUGAUUAGUAAUUUGGGUCAUUUUAAUGAUAAAAAUAUAAUUGUAAGAGAUGCAUAAGAGCCUUGUUUUUAAUUGGAGGAAGAAAAGUUAUUAGAUUUGUAUGAAAAAGUAAUAUAAAAAUAAAGGAUGUUAGAUUUUGAAAGGAAGUAGAUUGAUUUCAGAAACACAAGGAAAUUCUGUUUUUACUAAGAAAGCUGAAAUGUAUUUGAAAUUUUCUUCUCCUAUUUGGAAAAAGCACAUAAUAAAUGAAUUAUAUACUGUUUUGAUAUACGCAUAUAUAUUUAGAGGAGAGAAUUUUGAUAGUAAGAAAUAAUUUUUAUGAUUAGCUAUUGAAAAGGAUAUAACUAAUAAUUUAGCUAGCUAUAAAUUGUUUUCUGAAUUGAUAAAAUAGGAUAAGGUGGAUUAAUUUAGGGAAGUAUACACUACAAUCUGGAAUUUUAUCAUUUGA
Paramecium sonneborni is the source of this 845-nucleotide messenger RNA. The record is from the annotation of a GenBank genome assembly. Lineage: Eukaryota; Ciliophora; Oligohymenophorea; Peniculida; Parameciidae.